Messenger RNA from Colletotrichum karsti, 1698 nucleotides. RefSeq names its product caib baif family enzyme. The coding region runs from base 1 to 1698 and encodes 565 amino acids. The record is from RefSeq and is a predicted model, not a curated record. Lineage: Eukaryota; Fungi; Ascomycota; Sordariomycetes; Glomerellales; Glomerellaceae. Gene Ontology annotation, molecular function: catalytic activity. The transcript has 4 exons.
AUGGCCGAACCAGCAUAUUCAGCCGUCGCUGAGACGAGGCGCAUUUUGGAUUUCGUUCUCAGCAGCGUUGAGGUUCCUUCUGAAGCAGAGAGAAUAUCAAAAAAUGUAUCAUUCACUUCUUCGCGAAACUCGCCGUACUUUCCGAUUCCUUUCAAGGAGACCGAGCUGGCUUCAGCUUUGAAGGCGAUCGAAGGCGGUGUGGCUGGUGCCCUCGCGGCUACGAAGUACGGAGACGGCCAGCGGAGAGUCACCGUGAGCCUGGAAAAGAGUACCGCAUUCCUAAUACAGGCUUAUCUGGCAACUGUUGGGGGAUUUGGGAAGUUGGAUCGAGAGGCAAAGAAGUUUCUGAAGGAUACGGACUUGCUUCAUGCCCAGUCGGAUCCUUAUCGGCGCAUGUCAGCCAACCUGUAUGAGACAAAGAGGCCUGGAGAGUACUACCAUAUCCAUGGAUCUCUUGAAGCAUCAACAACGCUUCGCAUGAUUGGGCUCGACCCAUUCAGACCAGAUCUCAAGGACCACAAGGCGAUUGUCAAUGCGAUUGAGUCUCACGUCAAGAACUUCACCGUCGACGAGCUGGAGAAGAUGAACGCUGAAAAGCGCCAGGCCGGCGUGCCAGUGCUCAAGCAUGAAGACUUCAUCAGGACCCCUCAUGGGAUGGUGAACAACAAACUUCCUCCUUGGAGUGUCGAUAAUCUUGAGAACACAACUGCACCAAGUCCUCUCCCCAAUAAGCCUGACAAGCGCAUUCUGUCGGGGGUGAAAGUCCUCGAGUUGUGCCGUAUUAUCGCUGGUCCGGUUAUCGGACGCAUUCUGGCUGAGUACGGAGCGGAUGUGCUCAAGAUCACAAGUCCCAACCUCAGCGACGUACCUUUCUUCCAGGUCGACGGCAACAUGGGCAAGCAUGCCGCAGACCUCGACCUCAAGACACCGGAAGGCAGAAGUCGGUUCGAGGCCUUGUUAGCAGAAGCCGAUGUUGUUCUUGACGGAUACCGACCCGGGGCCCUAGAAAAGCUUGGUUAUGGCCCGACUGCUCUCACCAAGCUAGCACAGGACCGCGGGAAGGGUAUCGUGUACGUCAAUGAGAACUGCUUUGGAUACCAAGGCGAAUGGGCUUCGCGUCCUGGAUGGCAACAGAUCGCGGAUUGUGUCAGUGGCGUGGCGUGGGAGCAGGGCCGAUUCAUGGGUCUGGACGAGCCCGUUGUUCCUCCCUUCCCCAUAUCGGAUUAUGGUACCGGUUGCAUGGGCGCGAUCGCGGCGUUGACCGGACUCUACCACAGGGCUACGCAAGGUGGCUCGUGGCACGGGAAAGUGUCUCUCUUGCAGUAUGACCUGCUUCUCAUCAAAGUUGGACAGUACCCGGAGGACAUCAAACGUGAUCUAUUGAGAUUAGCGGGCGAAGACUUCAAGGCUCUGAGACAUAGUCACAGCGUGGAUCAGAUCUCCGGGACAGCGCUGCAGGCGAUGAGGCGCUAUGCUCCCGUGCUGUUCAACUCGGAGGGUAUCCGGGAGAAGUGGUUUGCCAAGGGAUACAACACAGAAGUAGAAGCUGUUCGGCCAGUGGUGGAAAUCGAGGGUAUCGACAUUGGUUUCAAGAGAGGCAGCAGGCCCAACGGUACGGAUGAAGCAAGCUGGGACUUCGGGCCGGAGGAUGACCACCUGAUAGUAGAAGGUUGUACGAAUGGCGUUACCAAAGGUUGA